CUAUGUUUCACUCACAUGUGAUCUGACGCGAUCACAUGAUCGUAUCCGAAAUUGAUCGGUGUCGAGGGAGUGUCUUCCGAAUUUAAGUUUUCUCGCUCGCGAUGAUGUUUCGACAGCUUUCGCUUUUUUUCGCCAUCCUUACCACAGUUUAUGCCAGUGGCGAAUUCGUCGUUCUUCAUUCGCCUGAUAGUGUAGAAUUCACUGUGAAUGGAGAGAUCGAACAAAGCAAUCUCAAGGAAAUCUUAUCCACAGCUCUUGGUUAUACUGGAAAGCAGAAGAAUGCUGAUCAUAGCAUAACUGUUUGGGAUCCAUUUACGAUGCCAAACGCUUUGGCUGUUAUGGCAAUUGAUGGAAUAGAUAUCCUGCCAUCCUUAAAAGACGAAAUCACGUUUCCUUUGUGUGUUGAUGAGGUAGAAGAGGCCUCUUGGCAAGCACUUAGAAGCAGAGUGGAGGAACGGAGCAACGAUAAUACCUUGAUCAGGAUUAACUUGAAUGAUGGAGUUGAUGCUCUAGGCCAAUCAGCUCUCGGCGAACUGAAGCCAACUAACAUGGAGAAACUAGAGUUUCUAAGUUCAGAAAUCGAGGAGGAUCGCAAAUUCGUAGAGGAGAUGCAACUUCUUCACGCUAUCGCUGACAAAGUGUCCUCCGUAAAGAAACAUGACUCUAGCACGGAUGUCUAUUGGCUGGUGGUGUCAGCCCUUAAACCAGUCUUAGAUCUUCAUGGAAACAAUUCAGUAUCCAAUGAAGCGUAUACGCUACUGAAAGAUGCAAUGGAACGCGUAUCCAAGUCUUUUGUGAUUGCUUAUGAUGGCCAGGUUGUUGUUUCGGCAUUCACGAAUGAUGCCAGCAAGGUGAGAAACACUCGUUCUGUGCACCUUGAGAGACAGCGUAGAGAUACUCUGCGAGACGGCGAACGAGACGGGGAAAGUAAUAACGAAGAGGAGAUAAAUAGUAUGAAUAGUACUAGCGAGCCCAACACUAUCGACAGCACUACUGAACGUACGGGCGUUCAGGAAAAGUCCGACCUGGGCUCCGCUAAUAAGGAGCAUAAGAUAGAUACUAACACACAGACAAUAGGACAGCCUGAAUUUUCCGGCCGUUCGAAAACUUACACGGAAAACUAUCCUGUCAUCUUCAACAUAAUGCUGUGGUUCGGCGUUAUUUUCUUCUUCUCGCUGUUAGCCAUUUGCAUUGCAAUUGCGGAUAUGGAUCCAGGACGCGAUUCUAUCAUAUACAGAAUGACGUCGAAUCGAAUGAAGAAGGACAAUUAAGUGUAAAUGUAUAUAGCUGUGAUUUUGUGAUUUGUGUUCUGUGCGAAGUAUACUUAUCGGAGCACUCCUGUAUUCGUAAUUUAUUAGCUAGUUGGAGAUAAUUUAAAUUUCCUUAAUACAUAUGUAGGUUCUAUAAAUCGAUUGACUCGAAUUUGUCAGAGUCAUUAAUUGUAAAGAUGUAAUUAUAUAUCUCACUUUGUUCAAUCGUAUGCGAAAAAGUAAUUAUUAUAUUAUAAAAGCUGCGCAAAAUAAAGAUUUGCUAUCUUAAAUAUAA
Nylanderia fulva is the source of this 1545-nucleotide messenger RNA. It is a transcript of the gene ATP6AP2, whose product is annotated as ATPase H(+)-transporting accessory protein 2. The record is from RefSeq and is a predicted model, not a curated record. Gene Ontology annotation, biological process: positive regulation of Wnt signaling pathway. Lineage: Eukaryota; Metazoa; Arthropoda; Insecta; Hymenoptera; Formicidae. Gene Ontology annotation, molecular function: signaling receptor activity. Gene Ontology annotation, cellular component: membrane; external side of plasma membrane.